Messenger RNA from Arabidopsis arenosa, 2347 nucleotides. NCBI's taxonomy places the organism in Eukaryota, Viridiplantae, Streptophyta, Magnoliopsida, Brassicales, Brassicaceae. The record is from the annotation of a GenBank genome assembly.
CUCUCUUAGGUUUUAAGUCGUACCCAUUUUGAAGGACACAUUAGAUAUCACAGAAAGUUUCAAUUUUUCUAUUAGGUAUAUUUGAUCUUGAAGCCUUCAAGUUUCUGUCUUUUUUUUCUUCUUGAUUUGAAUAAAGUUUGAUGGGAGGAGGGAAUUCCAAAGAAGAGUCGUCAUCUCCAUCUUCAUCAUCAUGGGCUUCUCACCAAAGUUAUCCUCAAUAUGGACCUGAUAGCUACAACUAUCCUCCUCCACCCACUUAUACUCCCGCUCCUGCUCCUGCUCAUGCUCCUGCUCCUGCUCCAUCUCCGGCUUCCAGUUAUGGCCAUCAAUAUCAGAUGCCGUAUAGUCAAGAGGGCUAUGCAUCACAGCCUAAUUAUCCUCCACCGCCUUCACAGAGUCAUGAUGCUGACCGGAAGAAAUUUGAUCGGAGAUAUUCCAAAAUAUCGGAUAACUACUCUUCUUUACUGCAGGUGUCGGAGGCUCUAGGCCGUGCAGGUCUUGAAUCUUCAAAUCUAAUCGUUGGUAUUGAUUUCACCAAGAGCAAUGAAUGGACAGGGGCCAAGUCCUUCAAUAGGAAAAGCUUGCAUCACUUAAGCAAUACCCCGAAUCCAUACGAACAGGCAAUAACUAUCAUAGGAAGAACCUUAGCCGCCUUUGACGAGGAUAACUUAAUUCCUUGUUAUGGUUUUGGAGACGCAACAACUCAUGAUCAAGAUGUGUUUAGUUUCUAUCCAGAGGGUAGAUUCUGUAAUGGAUUUGAGGAAGUAUUGGCUCGUUAUAGAGAAAUUGUACCUCAGCUUAAGCUCGCAGGACCAACAUCUUUUGCCCCGAUCAUUGAAAUGGCAAUGACAGUGGUUGAGCAGAGUAGUGGCCAAUAUCAUGUGUUAGUGAUUAUAGCUGAUGGCCAGGUCACAAGAAGUGUCGAUACCGAACAUGGGCGGCUAAGUCCGCAAGAACAGAAGACGGUCGAUGCAAUUGUGAAAGCAAGUACCCUUCCUUUGUCAAUAGUCUUAGUCGGGGUCGGGGAUGGACCAUGGGACAUGAUGCAGGAAUUUGAUGAUAACAUACCUGCCCGAGCUUUCGAUAACUUCCAAUUUGUGAACUUCACAGAGAUCAUGUCAAAGAACAAAGACCAGUCUCGGAAGGAGACAGAAUUCGCGCUCUCUGCUCUCAUGGAAAUUCCUCCACAGUACAAAGCAACGAUAGAGCUUAACCUUUUAGGGGGAAGAAAUGGGACUAUCCCAGAGAGAAUCCCACUUCCGCCACCGGUGCAGAGCGGAUCAUCAUUCUCUAGUUCCAAGAUACCGAGUUUUGAACCGAGUGUACCUACCUAUCCAUUUGAGAGCAAGCAUAUGAGCAGUGGUGCAGACGAUAACCAGCUAUGUCCGAUAUGUCUGAGCAACCCGAAAAACAUGGCGUUUGGUUGUGGCCAUCAGACUUGUUGUGAAUGCGGACCAGAUCUUAAACAAUCUCCAAUUCAAUUGAAACCCAGAAUUCUCCGACCAAGAAUCACUAACAACAUAUCGAAACAAACCGAUGAAACCGAUCCUCGACCAUCAUCCUCGGCCGGUAAGGUCCAAAGGUUAGUACUUAACAACGAAGGUCGGACCAAACUAAACGCCGAUCCUGACCGUGAGUUCUAUUCAUACCCACGGUUCGUGAACCACGUAGACGAUGGUUUCAUAUCCUCCUUAACCGAACUAUACAGAAACCGGUUGAGACCCGGUUCGAUUGUACUAGACUUGAUGAGCUCAUGGGUUAGCCAUCUUCCAGAAGAAGUCAAGUACGAGAAAGUAGUGGGGCAUGGUCUUAACGCACAGGAGCUUGCACGUAACCCUAGACUCGAUUACUUCUUCCUCAAGGAUCUCAACGAAGAUCAGAAAUUCGAGUUCGAAGACAAGUAUUUCGACGCUGUUUUAUGUGCUGUCGGUGUACAGUAUCUACAACAACCCGAAAAGGUGUUUGCAGAAGUGUAUAGAGUGUUGAAACCGGGAGGUGUGUUGAUAGUGAGUUUUAGCAAUCGGAUGUUUUAUGAGAAAGCAAUUAGGGUUUGGCGAGAUGGAACCGAAUACAGUCGGAUCCAAUUGGUGGUUCAGUACUUUCAGUCUGUUGAAGGGUUUACUCAGCCGGAGAUCAUCCGGCAACAGCCUGGAGCUCAGAUAUCGGUUAUGACUCGGCUUAUGGGUUUUAUUGGUUUAGCUUCUAGGCCCGAUCCUUUUAAUGCUGUCAUUGCUUAUAAGAAUUUCAAACCUAUUUAUGAGUAACACAAAAAAAAAUGUAUAUAUACUGUACGUAUUGGAUGGGAAGUUUGAAAGGGAAAUAAGUAAAAGAAAAAGAUUGGAACUAG